AUGCUGACUGUGCAUAAAAAUCGAACCAAGGAAUCUAUGGAGACAAGGUUUCAAGAAAUGUUAGCAGAACCCUCUAACGAGUUUGAUAAUUUCUGCCGAAUGUCUUAUGCAGAUUUUAAUUUUUUGUUACAAAAAGUCCAUCCCAUAAUUUCUAAAAAGGAUACAAAAUGGAGAGAAGCUAUACCUGCAAAAGUUCUAAAGGAUCAAAUCAAGUUGCCCGUGGUAGAACAAGACUGGUUGGACAUAGAAGGUGGCUUCCAUCAACGUUUCCCGCACUGCAUAGGUCCGUCCGUACUGGUUGACAGUUCGCGCGCUUAUGAGCCCGACCAUGUGUGGCCAGUAUAUUUGCGUAUUUGCCUAUUUGUCUCCUUUGAUGUGCCUUAA
Parnassius apollo (apollo) is the source of this 384-nucleotide messenger RNA. NCBI's taxonomy places the organism in Eukaryota, Metazoa, Arthropoda, Insecta, Lepidoptera, Papilionidae. The record is from the annotation of a GenBank genome assembly.